AUGAUCAACGACGAAGUACCAACAAUGGCGCAGUUAACGAUGGUAAGAUUUCAAUAAUUAACACUUCAAAUUUUCACUUGCACGCUCUUGCUUAAGAAUUCAGAGCUGUUUAAGAUUUCAAAAGAAAUAAUAUUUGUAACUUUAAUUGAUCAUCGAUUAAUUAAUAUUUUAGGAAUAAACAGAUCAAAUAUCUAGUGCCUAAUUAUUAAUAAAUUAAAAAUCAAAGUUGAAAUUACAACGUACUUACUCCUCGGAGUAAUAUGUACGAAGAAAUAUGUCUCAAACUUCCGAGUAACAAUGUAUGCUAAAUGUAUGACGCUUGAUUUCAGUGUUUAUUGGCUAUUUUCUUAGUCAGUUAUACUGUAGCUGACAUUAUAGUACAACCUGGCUACGAACAAUCGAAAAAAUAUUCAACACAACAACGUCAGUCUCCUGAAAUUUCUCAACACUCGGACUAUCACUUGGAGAAUCCUGAGUCAAAUCCUGAUCAAUCACAACAAAAAGAACAACAGGAAUACACGGAUCCAGAUUAUCAUUUGGAACUUUAUCCAGUGUACUCGGAUUCGUACCAUAUUCCCGCUGAAGCAUUGUCACCGAUUUAUCCACCUGUUGUGUUACCACCAAUGUCAAAGUCUGCCUACAGACGAUUACUAUCUAAUUAUGGAGCUGCAGGAGUACCUGUGAUUCCACAUAAUUACCAAUAUCCUCUGCCAGUACACAAUCGAUACAGAAGGUCUGAUCCAAGCGACGAACUCGAUGCAACGCGCAAGGAUAACCAUGAUGAAGAUGAUGUGGCCACGAAGUCGUCCUUAGAUGACUCGCUGUCGGUCGUUGAUUUGCAAAAUCAAGAUAAGAAGCGCGUGAAUACUCGUCAGAGUGUAACUCUGCUGGGUUUGAAUCCAUCGAACAUGUAUCCUGUGCAACAACAAUAUCGUUCCGCGGAAUUGAACCCAACUUACGAUUCCAAUCAAAAGCCUGCUGGAAGCCAGCAAAUGAACGCACGAGGAACGCAGCAGCAACAAGCAGCUGCUUUCGUGCAGGCCACGGCUGCUCCUCGAACGAACAACGAAAAUCUUCAUCACGCGUUGCUGUUGCAACAACCUGGCCAUCAACAAUUCAGAGUUUCCGAUCUGAGAAACUACCCGGACGUUAGCCCUUCUCUUCAAUCGUCGCGAAUCGAAACAAUGAAAGGCCACAGCGAACCACGAACUUUCACGCCACUGAAACGCGAAGGAGCGGGCGCGCACGACGAAAUAGUGGGCUUGAAGUUGGGAAAUAUCUACAAAAUAAAGGUACAUCAACACAUGCAUCGACACGGGAAAUUACACGAUGGACCAAGGCCGUUAGAAAACCCAAUUACUACUGAUGCUGAGACACCGGCGCAGCAGGUAGUGCAAAUUUAUGACAAGCCUGCAGAUAAUCCGGCGGCAAAUUAUUUACAAAACGUUGAGUACAACGUGGUGCCUCAAACUUAUCCUGUUUCCAACUCUCUUGAAAGUAACGUGAAUAAUUAUGUCUUGCCGUACCCGUACUCGUCCUUCUCCUCGCCGAUCAGAAUUUGUUUCGAGAGCAACGAUGCACAGCCUAUCGUGUAUCAGCUAGUUUAA
Molecule: messenger RNA, 1607 nt
Organism: Heterotrigona itama
Lineage: Eukaryota; Metazoa; Arthropoda; Insecta; Hymenoptera; Apidae
Source: the annotation of a GenBank genome assembly